AUGGGCAGCUCAAGUAAGAAGCACACUACCAGCAAGGGCAGCAAAAGCGACGGCAAAAAAGUCAGCGCCGGCCAGGUAAACCCCAAUGAGGCAUACGAUCCCAAGACUGAAGGCUGCGACACAACCAUGACUGCAUCCUUUGGUUCUAUUGAAGUGUGGAAUGGGUAUUCAGAGCCCGAAACCUUGACGCAGGAAGUUGUGGAUGCGCGAAAGGAGAUGCGUCGCCAACCGACAAGCGACUUUGCCGACGGAAGUUGCGACAAGAUGCUUCUUCGAACCGACACAAACCCCUACACCAACGAGGCGCCAUACUCGAGCUCUUCCAAGAAGAAUAGCAGCAGUAGUAAGAAGAAGAAGAAGAAGUGA
This is a messenger RNA of Akanthomyces muscarius, 366 nucleotides long. RefSeq lists its product as uncharacterized. The transcript has 3 exons. Bases 1 to 366 code for a protein of 121 amino acids. The record is from RefSeq and is a predicted model, not a curated record. NCBI's taxonomy places the organism in Eukaryota, Fungi, Ascomycota, Sordariomycetes, Hypocreales, Cordycipitaceae.